Molecule: messenger RNA, 4084 nt
Organism: Ceratina calcarata
Lineage: Eukaryota; Metazoa; Arthropoda; Insecta; Hymenoptera; Apidae
Product: DDB1- and CUL4-associated factor 6
Exons: 16
Coding region: 535-3009 (824 amino acids)
Biological process (GO): positive regulation of transcription by RNA polymerase II
Cellular component (GO): cytoplasm; Cul4-RING E3 ubiquitin ligase complex
Molecular function (GO): protein binding
Source: RefSeq, a predicted model, not a curated record
AUAAUAAAUACACAUAAGUAGAGCUCGUACAUUAGAAAUUGAAUAAAGAGCGCAACGGUGAGACCGCGUGACGUAUUACGUAGAGCGCUCGAUGGCCAAUUGACCAGCAUCACCCUAGUAUGGAGCAGCUCUAAUCGCGAAUGGAUUGUAGCGUCGACACUUGGCAGCAUUCAGGACGUUCAGGAUUACGGGCUGUCACAGUGUGCAGUUGCGCGUGUUUUAUACAUUCGCUCCAUUCGCUCAGCUGUUCCGUUCAGAAGCGAUCACGGCAGAUCACGGUCCGUCCGAUUGCACAAAUUUUCGAAGUAUUCGUGUUACUAUUUUUAGUGCGUCGUUCUGGUACGAUUCCCGCAGAUUUUUGCUGCGUAAGAGUAUGUUCUUUGCUUUCUGAUCGGGUCGAUACGGACAAGCCAAGUGUCCUCACCGAUUCCGCUGACUCCGUUCGCGGUUAUCAGAAUUUUUUGACACUAAUCCAGAAUCAAUGCGCCCUACAAAUUGACGCUCCGUUUAAACCGUAACGACUGGGAGACAACCAUGAAGAAGACACGCUCAAACAUAUUCCGUGACAUAUAUUAUCAGCCUUACAAUGAUUACACAAGGGUCAAACUUUAUUCCAGCAGCAAAGCGAGUCUUCAGAUGAUGCAGCGUAUGGCAUUGCUGAAGAGAUUGGAAGUUCAUAGUGGUUGUGUAAACUCUGUCUGUUGGAAUGCUACUGGAGAUUUAAUAUUAUCUGGCAGCGAUGAUCAACAACUCGUUAUCACAAAUGCUUAUAAUUACAAGCUAGUAACAGCUUACCAGACGCCUCAUAGAGCAAAUAUAUUUAGUGCGAAGUUUUUACCUAACAGCGGAGAUCAUCGAAUACUUUCAUGCAGCGGCGACGGCAUUAUUUUGUAUACAGAUUUAAUGAGAUUCGGAAAACUGUUUUAUAAUCAAUUCAAAUGUCACGUCGGUACCACUUACGAGAUAGCGACAAUACCGAACGACCCACAUAACUUUUUAAGCUGCGGAGAGGAUGGAACCGUGAGAUCGUUUGAUCUCCGAUUUCAUCACCAAUGCAUGAUACCAAGAUGCAAGAGGAACAUAUUAAUCUCGUGCGACAAAGCUGUAACCGCUUUGUCUGUAAAUCUCGCCGCGCCUUAUUACAUAGCGAUAGGUUGCUCCGAUAGUACUGUUAGAAUAUUCGAUAGAAGAAUGCUUGGAACACCGCCUAUUGAACGGACAGAAUCGCCUCGAAUGGGAAGAUCCGUGUGCACUUUUACCGUUCCAGAGUUCGAAGGAAAUUCUUAUAGAAUCACAUCGUUGAAUUAUAGCGCGGAUGGGCAGGACGUUCUCGUUAGUUAUAGCAGUGAUCACCUAUACUUGUUCAACGUAAAGGACCAAGCUAGUGUACAGUUAAAGAAAGAUAUCCCAUGUAGUAAAGGGGAUAGCAAGAAGAAGUUACGCUCGACGCUAUCGGUGCGGAGAUUAAGACUUAGGGGUGACUGGUCUGACACUGGUCCCGACGCUAGACCGGAAUGCGAAGGUGGUCGACGCAGCGGCACAGAAAUCGCUCAAGCCAGACCUCUUCUCCAUACUUCAUUGAUGCAGAGAAUGACCAAUGUCCUAAGUAGAAUGUUAAGCGAUCCAGCGACCAGAGCCGCAUUAUGCGGCGGCGGCGAGGAUAGUUUGGAAGGCGUGAUCGAUCAACAAGAUAACGCUCAGAAUAACAACAACGAUAGCGUCGGCGAAUCUAGCGAAGAAAGACGAGACAACGAAACCGAGAGAGCUCUGACGCAAUCGAAUCGAGAAGCUGAGCAACAAAUGGAGAGCCCCAGUACCAGUGGCUUGCAAAGGAGACCCGAAACGAGUAGUUCCGCGGCAAUGGAUAUGGACGUCGCGUCGGACGAAGCGAUUCGAACGAGCGAUCAGAGCUCGUCGCAGUCAUAUGUUCCUAUGGAAACCGAAUCUAGUCAAAUAAGAACAGAAACGUGUUCUAUACAACCGUGUUCAUCGCGUACUGCGGAUCAAACUAAUGAGAUCCGAGAAGACGAUCAAAGUAGCAACGACGAUUCUCCGUGCAGCAGUAUGGAAAAUAAACAGGAAGGGCACAUGAUGGAGAAUCUUCAAGAUAGACUGACGAAAAUGCGUGUCGGGUUCCUUGAAAAACAUGGUAGUGAACCUGCUGUAAGUUUAACUUAUACGGAUAAAAGUUCAACGAGCGCUACGAUAGCUCUCGGCGUAGCCGAUGAGAUGACUCGUGACGCGUAUCACGCGGGACCAUCUGGUAAUAGCGGAACGUUCUCGGGUAUAAAUCACGAUAUACACAUGCGACACAACGACCUGCAAGAAAAGACUGAUGAAAACGCUUUUAUUGAUAGCGAUGACGAAGAUACACGAUCGGCAGAAAGAUUAAUCGGCUCGGCGGAGACAGAAAUGGACGAGGCCAUGGGUGACUCUCGGUCACGUCGGGGAUCCGAUGAGUUCGAUAAGACAUGGGUGUCGGAGCUUCGCGUGAAACAGAAAUACAUGGGACACCGUAACGCUAGUUUCUUUAGGACUAUGAUCAAGGAGGCGAACUUUUGGGGCGACGAUUUCGUGAUGUCAGGCAGCGAUUGCGGCCACGUGUUCGUUUGGGAAAAGGAGACGGCGAAGCUGUGCAUGCUGCUCGAAGCUGAUCAACACGUGGUCAAUUGCGUACAACCUCAUCCGUAUCUGCCGUUAUUGGCCACCGCCGGCAUCGAUUACGAUGUCAAGCUCUGGGCACCGAUAAACGAGGACUCGAGUUUCGACGAGAAGUUCGCAGAAGACCUGAAAAAGAGGAACGCGAUCAUGUUGGAGGAAACGAAAGACACAAUGACCGUACCGGCUGUUUUUAUGAUCAGAAUGCUGGCAUGUCUCAAUCAGAUACGCAGAGCAAGCGAACUAAGACACGGUACGGAAAGGACGCGGUCGGAACAGGAGGAGGAGCCGCGACGAGACCGGCGAAUUACGAGGUGGCUAAGCCGUUUCCGGCGAUACUGCCGCCUAUGAGGAUCUGAGAUUCCAACCGAGCGCAGUAUUUUCGAUCGGGCCGAUCUUUUAUCAACUGUUAACGCCGGCUGAUUACAGAUUUCAGUCCGUCUGUCCCCACUCUUGCCACACCCCCCCGCAAGUGAUAUCGUAUGAAGUAAAAACGGAGACGGGAAAAAAAGCAAUCAGUAUAUUUAUCGUUGAUAGAGUAAUUCACGGUUAAUUAUAAGUAUAUUUAAUCUGGUAAGCUUCGCGUAUCGUAACAUUAUCGCCGCUGGUGAUAAGUCGCUUGUUUCUUCAAGACUUUUCCUCUCGUUGCUUCUUUUCCUCCGAUUCCGUUUACACAACGCGUUUCGAUUCUGCGAACGCGUCCGAGGUAAUCGUCUCUAGACUUAUCGGGGAAUACGAGAUUGUUUCGUUCGGAAAAAAAAAUAAAAAUACUAUAUUAAAUAAUAUUUUGUACCAGAUUUCGGUAUCGGGUUCGGUUCUUCGAUUGGAACCGUUAAUUGAAAAUCUAAGUAAAGUGCACUUCUAGUAGUUCCGAACAUAUGUAACUCCAAUUAAGCGAUGAUUGAGCAGGAACGCUUCGUUCGCCCCUUGUUAAAUGAGCCUUAGAACGCGUAAUAAAGUGCCGUAAUAUAUAAAUAUCUCGUUCCAUUUAAGAACUCGAACCCUGACAUUUUAUUUUCCCGACGAACGGAACAACUUGCUACUCUCCGGAACGAUUGCACGCGUACAUUUACUCAAUAUACGUCCCCCUUUUUGUUGAUUUCGUUUCGCAUCCGACGCAAAAUGUCGCGAUCUUUUUUUUAUGUCCCCCGCGUUUCUUUUCUCUUCCGUGUGAAACGAGGCUUCAAGCUUAACGAAGAUUAACAAUUAUUUUUUAGCAGACUUAUCGAGAUUAUGUAGGACGUAGCACGCCGUUGAAGUGUGUUAACGUAGGGACACUUGCGACGUAGACGUAGAGAUUGGAAAAUAAACCGGUGAAAACGAGACGAUUCUUCUAGCGAAGAUUCCCCUCAGGGGAGAACCUCGUUGUAGGAUACCACGGUGUAUCGGUUCAGAUGAUUUAUUUCUAAUAAAAAUUCUGAAGAAA